GUAAUGGCGAUAGCUCGGAAACAGAACACAAAAGAGUGGUUAGUUCAUUACAAACGUCUCGUUAAAGCCAACUUCAAUGUUGAAGAGCAAACUAUUUCUGCAAGUCACGUGAUUCUGGGUGCGGGAGCCCUGGGCUCAACAAAGAUCUUAUUGCGUUCCAAAAACCGUGGCUUGAAUAUUUCGAGUUCAAUUGGGAAGCGAUUUUCUACGAAUGGUGACAUGCUUGGAUUCAGCUAUGACGGUAAUAAGGUGGUCAAUUCAAUUGGCGUGAAGACAAAAGAUAUGAUUGGUUCAAAGAGCGAUAACCCACCAGGUCCAUGUAUAACAACUGUGAUGGAUUUAAGAACUAAUAAAGAACUAACGAAGAAUUACAUACUUGAAGACGGUAUUCCACCUUCUUCCAUUGCUUUUCCUUAUUCUCUAUGGCUUACUGCAGCUGCAAAGCUCCAAUAUGACCUAGAUCUUGAUAAAACUAAUGAAGCCCCACCUAUGAAAAAAUCUCUGGUAUUCCUUGGCAUGAGUAAUGAUAAAUCAGGUGGCAAGAUAAUGUUCCAUACGAAUACAGAUGACAUCAGUGUUAGUUAUAAGAAUAUCCGUUCAGAGUCAAACUUUAAAGAAGUGUUGGAAGGCAUGAAAAAUGUCACAAAUGAGCUUGGUGGAAAGUUUGUAGAGAAUCCAAUGUGGAGCAAACUUCUUGGAAGAAGCAUUUUCACAGUACAUCCGUUAGGAGGAUGUCCAAUGGCAGACUCGGGUCAAACUGGAGUUGUAAACAAUGCUGGUCAAGUUUUUGAUGGAGACUCUGAUCAAGUAUACAAAGGUUUAUAUGUGGUAGACGGUGCUAUAAUUCCUACGUCUGUCGGAGUUAAUCCUACUCUGACUAUUGCGUGCGUUGCUGAGCGUUGUGUGCGACUAUUGGCUGAGAGAGAAGAAUGGAAGAUCAAUUACAAGUUUCGGCAUUUAAGCGAGAAUGAAUUCAGAGAGCAACGAAUUGGCAUUUCGUUUACAGAGAUGAUGGUAGGAAAAUUUACCUCAAGUGCAACAAAAGUGGAAGAAGCCUGUGAAUUUAAGCUGACGAUUGAAUCCAACGAUUUGAAGAGAAUGUUGGAAUGUGAUCCCGAUCAUGUUGCAAAUAUCAGUGGAACAGUCACAUGCCAUGCUCUUGCGUCAUCACCCUUGACUGUUUCUGACGGUUACUUCGAAUUAUUCAGUCCAGCUGAUGAUGACAGUCCAACGAAUGAAUCAAAACAGAUGGUUUAUAAAAUGAUUUUGAAUGAUGCAAAAAGCAAUUCGACAUUUUCUUUCUACGGCGUCAAGCACAUUCAUAAGGAUCAUUUUUGGAAUAUUGGUCUACGAAACACGACGGAGCUGUUCGUCGAUAUUUACACUGGAGAUGAUUUCUCUGGAGAUUUGCUGGGCAAAGCAAAGCUCUACAUAACGCUUCCUAACUUUUUAAAACAGUUACAAACCAUUGAAAUCACUCACACACAAAGCGUUGAAGAGAAAGCAGUCUGGCUUGGAAAGUUUGUUUGGUUUUUUGUCAAGACUAUUUGGAAUGUCUACCGUCCAGGAUUCUUAAAACAUCUUUUGAGUAGAUAUGAUUUGGCAGAACCACAAACCAGAGUUAGAAGAGCGCUUAAGUUGAAUGGAGCUUUCCCAGUGCUACAUGAGAUUACAACAAAAGAUGACUUUGAUAUUUUGCUGACUCGAUACGAAGGAGGGAGAAAGGGACCAGUCGUAAUGUUCCAUGGUGCAGGCGUUAGCAGUAUGAUAUUUUCUUUAGACACUAUUGAUACGAAUCUUGUUGAAUAUCUCAUGAAUCACGAUUAUGAUGUUUGGUUGGUCGACUGGCGAGUAUCGUGUGAUUUACCGCUGAUGGCUAAAAGAGAAUAUACAUUGGAUGAUUGCGCCAAGUAUGACUACCCAGCAGCCAUUGAUAAAAUACUGGAAAUUACUAAUAAGAACAAAGUCCAAGUUGUUGCUCACUGUGCUGGCUCUCUUGUCCUAUUUGCCUCACUUCUGUCAGGUGCCCUGGAUGGUAAAGUGAGUAAUGUCAUAGCGAGUCAAGUUGCAGCCAAUCCCAUUCCAUCAAAAUUCAAUUGGUACAAGUCGCAUUUAUAUUUUGCUGAAGUUGGUUAUACUGUCGGAUUAGAGGGCUUAACUGUAGAUACAAAUGAAAAUGCAUCAUUUUUUAAUCGGAUGUUCAACAGUUUUUGCAAGAAAAUUGUCCAUCUAGCUAUUGAAAAAAGUGAACGAAUUGAAGACCCUGUUUUCGAUAGAAUUACAUUCUUGUACGGCUUGCUAUGGGAGAGCAAAAAUCUUAACGAUUUAACCCUCAGCUCUUUAAACGAAUUCUUCGGUUAUUUGACAUCUUUGGUGAGUUGCCAGCUUACUUUGACAGUGAGAAAAGAGAAAUUGGUCUCUGCUGAUGGAAAAGACAUCUAUUUGCCUGACAGUCACAUAGGAUUGCAGUCGCCAGAGUAUAAAAGGCACAUUGGUCGUCUGAAUUUACCAAUCCGUUUUCUUGCCGGUGAAAAGAAUCAAUGUUAUUUGCCGAAAAGUACACGCACCACCUUUGAACUUGUCAAAAAAGCACAUCCUCAUCAAAAUUAUUCUAUGAUAACAAUCCCAGAUUACGGCCAUCUCGAUUGCAUAAUCGGAAAGCAUGCUGCGAGUCAUGUUUAUCCUUAUAUUCUGGAAGCGCUGGAGCAAUAUUCCAAUAACUAACUACUAGCUAAAUCAAAAUUUAGCUUGCUUGUCAUUUUUUAGAACCGUUGUUAUAGAAUUUACAUUUAUGUUAAUUAACAUUUUAUAAGCAAGGCAAUUUGUAUAGUCUAAAUUGAACCUCGCUUUCAACCCUUAUGUUAUAAAAUUUUGAUUCACUUUG
Molecule: messenger RNA, 2884 nt
Organism: Xenia sp. Carnegie-2017
Lineage: Eukaryota; Metazoa; Cnidaria; Anthozoa; Malacalcyonacea; Xeniidae
Exons: 10
Coding region: 4-2724 (906 amino acids)
Molecular function (GO): oxidoreductase activity, acting on CH-OH group of donors
Source: RefSeq, a predicted model, not a curated record